Messenger RNA from Mya arenaria, 5157 nucleotides. RefSeq names its product rhodopsin, GQ-coupled-like. Bases 980 to 2455 code for a protein of 491 amino acids. Lineage: Eukaryota; Metazoa; Mollusca; Bivalvia; Myida; Myidae. The record is from RefSeq and is a predicted model, not a curated record. The transcript has 3 exons. Gene Ontology annotation, molecular function: G protein-coupled receptor activity. Gene Ontology annotation, biological process: G protein-coupled receptor signaling pathway. Gene Ontology annotation, cellular component: membrane.
CUUAGUUGGAAGAAGUGGUGAAAUAUACCCUUGGAGUAUGUUGUUGAUGAUAUAGAGGGAACGUACAUUGCCACUCAUAUUCGGACAUCAAAUCGGCAGGCGCAUGUCAAAUGGGUUAUGAAAGGAUAUGCUGUUCUCUGGUCCAUCUGAGGGGAAUAUUGGAGGAAGCAGACGUGAGGCUUUGAGUCAGACGACAAUCAUUGUGGCAUAAUAUCCAAGUUAACGUGAUUUCCAGAUAUUUUUAUAUAUCUCUCUAGACGAAUUAUAUGCUGCUAUAAAUAGUAACACAGCUGGGAAAUAAUAAACUGUGCGCUUGCACGAAUAAUAUAGGAUAUAUUCCUACCAUGAACAGUGAUAUAUUUAUUAUAAAAUACAGAUACGCUAUGUCGAUACCUCUACAAUAGAUGAACAGGAUUAUCAGAUAAUGUGACCAAAGUGUUUAUUUAUUAUGGGACAUCAUUUUGCAGGAAUGAAGGCGUUGAGUUGAGUUAAAUAAUCACACAUGUCUUCCGUAUAGUGUGUCAGUUGAAAACAAUUGCAAAUUUAGGAAGCAAAAUCUAGAAGCACUUGAAGUGUAUGGCUUAUUUACCUGAAAUGCAUCAGUGUAUGAUCAAUGUACCUGGAAAACGUUUAUUCAUAAUAAACUCAUUGGCGAUGAGAUGACAUCUUUAACAACACUAAUUCAAUCAAAAAUAAACCUUUUGAAGUUUUGUUUUUUUUGUAAUCAUCGGAAAAUAGAUAAUGUUCUUGGCAAACAAUUUAUUGCGGUUUGCUUGAAGAUUGUAAAGAGUUUCUUUUGAACGAAACUACUUUAAACCAUCGUUAAUCUAACGGGCUGCAAGGAGCUACAAGUCAUGUCAGUAAAUGAUGCAUUUAUAAAGCAAUAAGAACAAUUUGAGUGUGCAAUUAUUUUGAAAUAUAACAUGAACUAUUGCGUUGGAGAUAACUGUAGGGAUAUAUUUCGGUUUGGUGAUAAUUAAUGUCGCAGGAGGAACUAAUGCAUGCUCAAACAGAAUUUCCUUCGCCUGAGAUAGAAAUGUACAUAUCUGACAACAACAGCAACUAUGAAAAAAUCAACAGCACUAUCUACAAGAAUUGGAAUAAUUCAAUUGAUCCUGUGGUUACGGAUUAUUAUUUCAACACUGGCGUUGUUACAAAAGCCGUGCCGGAAACGGCUAGAGGAGUGACGUUGGUGAUAUAUAUUGCAAUAGGAUUAGCUUUUAACACAUUCAUGGUGGUGGCAAUAGUGCCAAAUAGACGUUUACGUACAAUGCGGAAUAUACUUUUAGUGCAUUUAGGAUGUACAGGGUUGAUUUUCACAAUAUGUAUUAAUGUCGUAACUUCUGCUGUGAGUUUUACCGGAAAGUGGAUAGGAGGUUUAAUAAUAUGUCAAAUAUACGGAUUUAUCUUGAUGGCGCUGACAUUUGUGACAUCAUGGACUAUUACAGCAUUAAGCUGGGAUAAGUAUCAGACAAUAGCAUGCCCACUGAAUCAUCCCUUUACAGCCAAAGCACUGAAACUUGCCGCGUUAUUCGGUGCAGUUUGGUUGUUAGCGUGUGUUUUAUCAUUACCGCCACUCUUAGGGGACAGCCGGUUCGUCUUUCAUCCAGAAAAGGGGAUUUGUUUCGUUUGCACGAGUACUUUAACGGGAAAGAUAUUCAUCUUCCUAUUUAUACUAGCAGCUAUUUACGUACCACUGGGGAUAAUGGUGUUUUGUUACUUGCAUAUUUAUAAAAUUGCUAAAACUCAGUCUAGUAGAAUAGCAGCUACCAUGAUUCAAAUGACUUGUGUCAUUCAAGCUACUGGUGUUCCGAGUAGCCAGACCACUAGUCUCUCAGUGAAAGGAACAAAAGCCAUGUGUACCAUUUUUCAGUUGAUUGGUUCGUUUGUUCUUGUUUAUGUUCCCAUGUCUGUGAUAUUGUUAAUUGAAGUGUUCUCCCCAAAGGAUUUCCAUGUCAAUGAAGUUCUUUCAUCCACCAUAAUCAUGCUAUUUCUCUCAGCGCCAGUUAUACAUUCAUCUGUUUACGGGUUACGUAAUAAAACUCUUCGAAUGUCAUUUCGACGUUACAUGAGACGUAAAAUGCGGUAUUACUGUUACAAAGACAAACGUAAAAACAGUGUUAAAUCUUUCCGCUCAUUUCGAUCAACGUCAUUUAAGGCAGGAAACAAUAAACGAAGUAUUCAAAACAGAGCUGUAGAAGGAGCGUUACGAAGGACUCAAUCAUUUCCGGUUCGUGGUAGUAUGAUGCGUAACGGUCCAAUCAAAACGCGCAUAAAGCAAAACGGUGUGCAUUUGACUGUGCCAGAUGAACGUGACUCGUUGACUCGGCCCCACUCGUAUAAUGUACUCAAUCCUGAGCCGGAGCGAGUAAAGUUUAGUAUCACUCCUGAAGAGGAUGAGCCCUUUCCAAUAGAUAUCCCUCAUAUAGAUGACGAUUCUGGUGACAUGUGUUGAUAUUUGCAUAAAAAGUUUUCCUCAUUAACGGAAUUUACAAAUUAUAUUUUUAAUGCAAAGUGUUUGUUUGAGUGAGUAAAACAUAGUUUGGUAUUUCAUGAACAUUUUUACGGACAUAUUUUAAGGCAUUAAUCUGUUCCAUGCUUGUAUAUUUAAUAUCCCUGUUUGUUAUUUCAAGCAUUUCUUGUUUGUUUCUUUAAAAACAGCUGAUUUUACUGUUAUAGCUUUAAUUUGAAAUAUAGUUUUUUUCAGUAUGAUUUAUAAUAUUUAUCAUGUGUUUCUGGUCUGGAUAUAAAAUACUGUCUGGCCAAAGUAUCGACCAUGCAUCGCGUCUGAAUAUAGGAUUUUUCAAUCCGGAUCUGAAAUACAUUAGUAAUAUGUUAGUUUGUUUACCUUAAAGUAUCAAUUUGUGGGAACAUAGACGUAAAAAACGCAAUAUUGUAUGUUUGUCCAAAAAGUGUGCGAUACCUUUUUUAUGACGUCAUUACACGUGAAAAAAUUAAGAUUACUGUUGACGUCAUAGAGAUCUCUUAAAAGGGCGUUUCUGACGAUUAAUUAUUUUUCACUUUUCAUUGAAAGUCCUCGUAUAUUUAACUGCGCUGUCUUGAAACAGGAUGAUAAAAUUAUCAAUACCAUACAAUAAACGAAAUAAGAUGUCUUCUAGCGACUUUUUAGCAUUGCUAAAAUUUGCGAAAAUGCCUAUCCGAUGUGCAAUAAUCUGUAACGCAUUGUUAUGUAAUAUCAAAUAUCAUUCAUUAACGUUUGAAAAAAUCAAUUGCUUUAAAUUUUGACUUUGUUCUUUCUUUUUCUUCUCUUUUUAUACUUUUUGUUCAAUUAGAUAUGUUUGCAAAAUCUUUAAAUGGUGUAUCCUUUAAAGAUUAUAUCAACGUUUAUUUAUUCUAAAAAGGCCAUUUGAUUCAUUUAUUUGUAUUCUAAGUGUUAUAUUCGCCUAGUCACAUAUUGAUUCAAUAUCCUGCAACAAUUGUGUAUUUAGCCAAAAUUAACCAAUGGCUAGUAUGCAUAAAACUGGCAGCGUUACUGAACAAAUUUGCGUUAGACUGUAAAGGAAGGCUAACAAGGCAUUAAUAGGUAUAACAUUUCGUCACCUUAGUGCAAUUACGUGAUAACUGCAUUCAAAAAUAGAAGCAGCGAUUGAGUUCUUGCACUAAGGUGACGAUUUAUACUAAAUCAAUUAUCUACUAUGUGCAUGACAACAUGGGGUCAAUUCCAUUAUCAGAUAUAUUUAUGGUAAUACAGCUUACUUACGAGUAGGAACUUGACUUUAAAGCCAAAAUUAUAGCAAGUUCAUUUAUUUUCUCUUAUAUCUAGUGAUUCGUCUUUACUUAAUAAGAAGUGGCUCUAGUUCUAGAUACGAUUGUGCUUUAUUCUGUGCAAUUAGAAUAAUUAUACAGUGUUUUGACAAAACAGAGCAUUUUCUGUAAGUUAUCAAUUCAUAUAUCUCUGUUUGUUAUGGUAAAACAAAUCUGAGUUCAAAAAUACUGUUCAACAUAUGUCUCUGACAGUCAAUAAUUCUAUUAUACAAUUGUUUGCGUUAAACAUAUGUUUGUUUGCAGUAUGCAAUUAUGAUUUUAGAUAAUGUAAAAAGUAAUCGUAUUGAAUGCAAAACAAUCGAUUCUAUGCCUUUUAAGUGACAUUUUAUAGCCUUCAUUUAAUCCUUACUUGCAAUUUCUUGAGCGUUGAAAUCGGAAAUGAACGGCUGUUACCAGAAUCAGAUCAUAUGUUAAGAAGACUGCUUCAGAUGACACGUUAUAAGAUAUAAAAUAAACUAUUUCUGGUUGCGGUACCGACCCUUAAUAUUAUGCGGGCACAUAUACAUAUCUAAUGUGAAUCUCAUCAUCCAAUGCAAAUGAGCGGCCGGAGCAAGGAUCAAAUCUCUUCUUCAGACCACUGCUGCAGCGCACAGUUCCUGGUCCAUAGCUCGCCCAUGAUAUAAUUUGAUAUAAUUCAUUAAAAUUAAAUCCAUUGUGACCUUUAUGUUUUCUUUAUGCACAAAACAAAGGCUUAUUCCUUCGACUAUGUAGUAAACAUUUUAAAGUUAAAUAUGUGUGCAAGGUUUGAUGCGUAUACAAGCACAUAUUUUAGUUCGAUGCUAGUUAAAGUUCAUAAUCAGUACAUACACAUGUAUAACAAACAUCACUUUUGACUGAUAACAUUUAACGUUUAAUAUUUUACUUACAUAAAAAUGCAUUUAUGGAAAAUAUUAAUUACUGAUAACAAGAUUGUAACUGUGUAUUUUAUAGCUGGAAACGCAAAUAUACUAAAUGAUUGGUGAAUGCUUAAAGAUUUACUGUGGUAUACUUUAGUCUCAUAAGGUAGAAAUACCGUGUUUUCCGCACAUUUCUUUCAAAUUAAACCCGUUAUCCUUCAUAAGAACCAUCGUUUUCGAAACUGUAUCAUCCUUUUUGGUAUAUCAAAACAUUUGUAUUAAUUGUGUUAAAUCUUAUUUGGGAGGAAGAGUGCAUCUUUAAUUAAUUACCAAAAAAAUUGAGAGUUUGAAUGUAAGGACAUAUCCAAGUGAGGUUCACCAAUUAUGUUUGUUGAUAUUAACAUGUAAUAGUAUCACAUAUGUUUACUCUUGUUGUUUUUACGAAAUGUAAUCUAUGUUGUUAAAUUAUUUUUGUUAUUUAUUUUAUGUAUGUAAACAUGUUAUCAUAGUAUUAUUGAAAUUAGACAAACUUUAA